This is a messenger RNA of Chelmon rostratus (copperband butterflyfish), 4293 nucleotides long. It is a transcript of the gene fan1, whose product is annotated as FANCD2 and FANCI associated nuclease 1. Gene Ontology annotation, molecular function: 5'-3' exonuclease activity; flap-structured DNA binding; 5'-flap endonuclease activity. Gene Ontology annotation, biological process: interstrand cross-link repair. The record is from RefSeq and is a predicted model, not a curated record. The transcript is spliced from 13 exons. The coding region runs from base 185 to 3262 and encodes 1025 amino acids. Lineage: Eukaryota; Metazoa; Chordata; Actinopteri; Chaetodontiformes; Chaetodontidae. Gene Ontology annotation, cellular component: nucleus.
AGACCGCUGCCGGUAUGUUAGCUUAUGUUUUGAACCAUUGACAGUCUUUAUAUUAAUGUUUGGGCAGUUCUUCUAAUCCAUAUGUGACGCACCAAAAACGGAAAAUAUGCUACAAUUUGAAAUGAAGUGUUUUAAUGAGCUAAGAUAGCAUUCAGGUUAGCUAAACAGAUCUUAGCAUUAUUAUAUGCUAACUCUCCUUAGAGUAUGCUUCUUAAACUUGUUCUCAUCGAGCAACGGCACGUACGCCUGUAUCAUGUCUGAGAGGGCCAGCAAAGACAAACCCAAGCGAAGUUUGUCAUUGCCCAGGAGCAAGAAGAAAGGCAGUGUCAAAGCUGGGAUUCCUGCCAGUGCUGCUGCCACCACAGCCCCAAUUACUUCAUUCUUCAGUAGCCAGCCUCCACCUAAGCUGGCCUGCCCGCUGUGUGGCCAGUUGGUACCGAGAUUCAAGAUCAAUGAGCACAUUGAUUUGCAAUGUCAGAAGUUUGAGAGAGGAGACAGCAGUGCCGCCUCAGCAAGUAAUAGUGUUGUGCCAAGCAUCCAGCUGUCACCCAGAAAGAAUCCCCCGAAGUCCCCAGAGCUGGAGCCAAACAAGGAGGAGGAGGUCAAUGAGACCAAUACCAGCCCUUACUUCAAAAAGAAAAGCUUUCAUCAGGCACCGCGGGAGAUGAGCAGUAAGAGUGUGGUCAGGAUGAUUGACCUGGGAAGUCUUUCCACCAAGUUAUCUCGGAAAUGUCAUAAGGUACCUGAGAGGACACAGAGAAAGGAUAUACAUGUGCCAAGGUGUUGUGAAAAGGAGAUAUAUUCUGAAACACUCAGCAGCUCACAGAAAGAAAAUCAUCUGAUUCAGAGUUUAGGAGACAACGAAGAUUGUGACCUGACAACAACCAGUGCGGACGCUCCAACAGCAAUGGAAGAUCUGUCAUGUUCAGACACAGGACAUCAUCUUGAACUCAAAGCUUCUAAACCAGAGACUGUCCAAAAAUUCAAUAAUCCAAAAUCCAAACUAGCAAAGAGAAAAAAGGCAACAGCCUCCACUGGCAGAGUGUCUAUUUUGAGAAAGAAAGCAAAAUAUGAGGGGAGCAGCAGGCAGUCAGAGGAGGUGUUGUCUCAAGAAGAAACGACUGAUUCAGACCAUCUUAAAACUGAGGUCCCUUCUGCUUCUACUACUAGUACUGCUUGUGAACCCCCUCUAAGUUCAGAGGAGACACAUGAGAGAUGUGCUACAGCCAUCAACCAUGAUUCACUUUCCGAGUCUGGUGCAGAGAACGCCGCUAGUGACCAGGCUGUCGAGGGCUCUCAUGCCCUGCGGCUUCCCUACUACCUCCGUAACUUCCGGACGGUGCUACAGGCUGUCCUGGAGAAUGAGGACGACAGGGCAUUGUUCGACCAGCAGGAUAUGUCCCUCGUACAUGCGUUUGAGAAGCUCUCAGUCAUGGGGCAGAAGCUGUACGUGAGACUCUUUCAGAGGAAACUGAAGUGGCUCCAAGUAAAUAAACUGGAUUAUGAAGAGAUAUGCAGUGAUCUGGGACCUGUUGCUCAGGAGCUGGUUCAAGCUGGUUUUCUGCAGUCAGAAAGUGACCUUCAGGAGUUAGGGGAGGCUCUGGAUCUCCUGCCUGCUCCUGAACUCAAAGCUCUGGCUAAGAGUUUCCAUCUGGGCAAUUCUGGGACUCAGAAGCAGCAGCUAGUGGAUGGGCUUCUCCGUCUCAGCAGGCAAAAGUCCCUCUUCGCUAUGACCUCUGCUCAAAACAACAUUGGGGCUGUCAUACUCAGAAGAGCAAAGCAGCUCGCAGGUCCCUGUGUACGCCUGUGUCGUGGUCCUCGGGCUGUCUUUUCUCGCAUCCUUUUACUCUUCUCUCUGACGGACACCAUGGAUGAGGAGGAGAUGGCGGCUGGUGGGCAAAACCAGCUCUUCACCAUCCUGCUGGUCAACUCGGGACGUCUGGCCUUCCCAGACUACACAGUACAGCGUAGAGCCAAGGUGUUCCAGGACAGAGAUGAUCUUAUCAGAUAUGAAGCAUCCAUGCGAUCCCUGCAAGAGGUAGCCUCAGCUAUGCAGGGAGGUCAGUGGGAAGAGGCCAUGGAGCUUUACACUGCUGCCAAAAGUGCCUGGCAGGAGCUGAAGAAAAACCAUGACCUCAGUCACCAGGAGGAGCUGCCUGUGUUCCUGCGCAGCUUCACUACAGGAUGGGCUUACACUCGUAUCUUAUCCAGAGGGGUGGAGGUCUUGCAGAGGCUGCGUCGCUAUGAGGAAGCAGUAGAGGAGCUGCGGUCCUUACUUUUGCAGUCCACUUACUGUUUUGACAGCCGAGGGCGGUGGUGGGACAGACUGGCAUUAAACCUUCACCAGCACCUAAAAAAACCUGAGCAAGCUAUUUGUGCUAUCAGAGAUGGGCUGUCAGACCCUCUGGUGCGAACUGGACAUAAACUCUCUCUUCAUCAGAGAGCUGUUAGGAUGAAAGAGUCUGCCAGCUUGAAGAAGUAUCGCCUGCAACUAAAAGACCUGCCCACUAUCCAAGUCCAGGAUGUCAGACAUGUGACCAUCCGGGGACAGCUGUUUCCUCAUGAGGGGGGUAUGGGGAAAUCUAUGUUUCUUAUACCAGCAAAUGAAGAGGGGGAAGAGACUGGCAAUGCCACUGUAAUAGGCUCUGUGGAAGAGCUGUCUUUAGCACAUUACCGUCAACAAGGCUUUGACCAAGGGAUCCAUGGAGAGGGUUCAACAUUCUCGACAUUAUUUGCUCUGCUGCUGUGGGACAUCAUUUUUAUGGAGGGUAUUCCAGAUGUUUUCAGAAAUCCAUACCAGACAUGUCCACUGGAUCUUCACACUGACUGUUUCUACGAGAACAGGAAAGAGGCGAUCGAUUCUCGUGUGCAGUUGCUUGGCGUGGCAUCUGUGGAGACGCUGUGCGACAUGUUAGAAGAGGCUUGGACCUCCCAGGAGGGUAAAGUGUGUUCACUGGUCGGCUGGGAGCGUUUCUCCUCCCUUCAACAGGCACAGUCUCUUGUGUCAUGCAUGGGUGGAGCCUUCUUAGCAGGAGUAAUAGCACGAAUGUCAAAAGAUUACAGACACUGCCGUGCAGGUCUGCCUGAUCUAGUGGUGUGGAACACCUCAGAGAACAGCUACAAGCUGGUGGAGGUGAAAGGGCCCAGUGACCGUCUGUCCCAGAAGCAACAGAUCUGGCUGGAUGAGCUUCAGAAACUGGGGGCUGAUGUGGAGGUGUGUCACGUGGUGGCUACUGGAGCCAGAGGAGCUCGUCUGGAAUAAACAGACACAGAAGAACUGACUGAUAAGACUGCUGCUAAUUAAUAAGUGUGUGGUUGUAACGGAAACAUCAGCAGACAGAAUCUCUGAAAAAAAUGAUCUGGAUGCUUUUUCUGAUUCUCAUCUGGAACAGAUAUUGAUGAUUAUCUCAAAAAUUAAAUUUGUCUUCCAUAUGUCACAAAUUGAAUCCUACAUGAGAUGAGUAUAGGGAGUGAAAGUUGUGGCAAGAGGUGUGCCUUGUGACAUGCGGCAUUAUCGCCUUCAGCAGGAAGAGGUGCAUCAUGAGAUGGAGAUCAUCACUGAGAACUGCCAGGAUCAGAAAUAGCUUGGUUGCAGAUAAUCAGAGCUGAUGCAUGACAGGAUCCAACAAUCAUGCCAAACUGAUGGUGUUUCCUUUUCCUUGGCAAUAUAUACACACUACAUUCUCAGGAUCUUGUGUUGCCAAGCAACGAAAACUCAAAUUUAGUUGGCUGCUUACAAAUUGAAUGACAGCUCUACAAGUUUGUUAUGCAAGUAAUUACUGUAAUAAUAUGCCCUUAAAUAUGCAGUUUUGCUACUACGCCGCCAGAAAAAAAACAAAAAAAACCCCCAAAACAUCAGUCCGGUACCACAAAAGAAACAAGAGAAAUCAAAUAAGAGGGCUGCAAGUAAUGAUUAUGUUCAUUAACAAUUAAGUUACCAUUAAUAAAAUGCCAGAAAAUAGUGAAAAUGCCUAUGGCAGUUUCCUAGAGCUCAGGAUGUCAUUAUCACUUUGCUUGUUUGGUCUGACCAGCAGUCCAAACCCCAAAUUAUUCAGCUUAUUAUAACAGCCAUCACAUAUGACAAACAGAGGCAGCAAAUCCUCAGAAUUGAGAAGCUGGAACUUGGAAAAAGCUAUUUUGUUUAAAAAUGACUCAAACGAUCAUCAAAGCGGUUGCCAAUUAAUUUUCUGUUGAUUGAUUGAUCAACCAAACAGAUCUCUGACUGAAUUGUGUUGAUAUGUAAAAUGUGAGAACUGAUGUUGAUGGUGUGGGACACUGAAAUAUUAAAAGACA